Molecule: messenger RNA, 1843 nt
Organism: Trichoplusia ni (cabbage looper)
Lineage: Eukaryota; Metazoa; Arthropoda; Insecta; Lepidoptera; Noctuidae
Product: myrosinase 1-like
Exons: 6
Coding region: 215-1729 (504 amino acids)
Biological process (GO): carbohydrate metabolic process
Molecular function (GO): beta-glucosidase activity
Source: RefSeq, a predicted model, not a curated record
UACAACAAAACAGAUGUGUAUUGUCUAAGCCUGCGACAAGUCGGUCUCUUGUUGUUUCUUAAUUUCUUGUUUACGCUGGCUUAGCGUUUAUUCUUAAAGAGAAUAAUACAAAUCCCACUUUUGGAUAUAUCUCGACAGAUUCAAGUGGACUGAUAAAAUUGUGUUAGGAACCGAUAAUACUUACGUUUAGUCAGUUGGUUUGUAUGAGAGCACCAUGAAGCUGGCUGUGUUGCUAUGUUCUGCGCUGGCUGUAUGUCAUGGCGCUGAAGUUAAGCAAAGCAGAAAGUUCCCGAACUACUUCGUCUUCGGAGUCGGUACAGCUGCAUAUCAGAUUGAGGGAGCUUGGAAUGAAGAUGGUAAAGGAGAAAAUAUUUGGGACUAUCUGACUCAUACCAACCCUUCAGCAAUCGUAGACCAGAGCAAUGGGGACAUAGCCUGCGACAGCUACCACAACUAUAAGCGCGACAUUGAAAUGUUGCGAGAACUCGGGGUCAGCGUCUACCGCUUCUCCGUAUCCUGGUCUAGGAUACUACCCGAAGGGCUCUCGUACUAUAUCAAUGAAGCUGGAAUAACCUACUACAAUAAUCUUAUCGACGAAUUGCUAAAAUACAACAUUCAACCCAUGAUAACAAUUUACCAUUGGGACCUACCGCAAAGACUGCAAGAAUUAGGAGGCUUCAUGAAUCCUCUCAUAGCCGACUGGUUUGAAGACUACGCUCGAAUAGUUUUCAAAACCUUUGGCGAUAGAGUAAAGUUCUUUGCCACUUUCAACGAACCUUCCGAAAUUUGCAGCGGAUACGGGUCACUAGGAAAGGCCCCGAUGUUAAAUGAGACUGGUUUUGGCGACUACCUUUGUGCUAGGAACCUUCUAUUGGCUCAUGCUAAAGCGUACCAUCUUUAUAAUGAUGAAUUUAGGCCGACUCAAGGUGGAGUCAUUGGUUUUAUACUGGCUGUAUCAUCUACCGAACCUUUGACGGAUUCAGAAGAAGAUAAGUUUGCCGUCGAAUUGUAUUCUCAAGCUACGUGGGGAAUAUACACGGAUCCAAUUUACUCAAAAGAAGGAGGGUUUCCAAAAGAGCUGGUAGAACGAGUGGCCGCAAAGUCUGCAGCUCAGGGCUAUUCCAGGUCUCGUCUGCCAGAUUUUUCGGAGGAAGAAAAGGCAUUUAUUCUCGGCACUAGCGACUUCUUUGGCGUCAACCACUACAGCGGCAGUUACGUUUCCCAGACAUUGUAUACGUCACAGCAUGCUAUCCCUUCAGCAUUAGAUGAUAUUGAAAUGGGAACAUAUGCUCCAGAUGAAUGGCUGCAGUCUGCUUCGUCGUGGUUCCAAUUAAUGCCGAACAGUGUCCACAUUUUCUUGAAACUUAUAAAUGCGAGAUACCCAGGAGUGCGCAUAUACAUUACUGAGAACGGAUGGUCGAGUCGCGAAGGCAUCGUGGACGAAGACAGAGUUAAUUACUACAGGUCUGCGCUAGAGGGCGUGCUGGACGCGCUGGAUGAGGGCAUCAACGUGCAUGGCUAUCUUGCGUGGAGUUUGAUGGAUAACUUUGAAUGGAUGGCGGGAUACUCAGAACGUUUUGGAUUAUAUGAAGUCGACUUCAAUGACCCUAACCGCACUCGCACGCCAAGAAAGUCAGCAUUUAUCUAUAAGAAUAUUAUGAAAACGCGAAUGGUCGACCAUGACUAUGAACCAGAGAGCUACGUCAUGACCAUAGACGAGGGACAUUAAUACCUGACAAGAAAAUCUGUGAAAAUGAAAAUAGAAUAUGUUGUUAUUUAUGUGUGUAUAAUAAUUUGAACCUUUAUAAACAUAUCCAGGCAUAUAAUAAAACCAAUAAAAGUU